Molecule: messenger RNA, 4377 nt
Organism: Aricia agestis (brown argus)
Lineage: Eukaryota; Metazoa; Arthropoda; Insecta; Lepidoptera; Lycaenidae
Product: rabankyrin-5
Exons: 21
Coding region: 109-3645 (1178 amino acids)
Biological process (GO): protein localization to ciliary inversin compartment
Cellular component (GO): ciliary inversin compartment
Molecular function (GO): protein binding; metal ion binding
Source: RefSeq, a predicted model, not a curated record
AUUUUUGUUUUACAAAAGCAAUUCGUAUUUUCUCUUUUUAUUUUGCAUGUAAAAACAGCAAAUAACGAUACAUCGUUGGAACCGGAAAUCAGGAGACUAACUCUGAUCAUGGCGUCCAGCGAGGUGACCAAGCUGCAGCAGCAUUUGGCACUUCUCAAGGAGGAGUACAGUAAACUGCAAAGUCAUUGUGCAGAAGUAGAACGGAAGUAUACUUUAGCAGCAGCAUCGGCAGGAGAUCUGAGUGAAACCAGUUUUGUAGCCAGGCUUUUAAUGACCGUCUCUACGCUGUACGGUCGAGAAACUUACUCUGACAUUGUUAUCAAGCUGCAGAAUAAAUCAGUUCCAGGACAUAAGUUUGUUUUAAAUGCUAGAUCAGAUGAAUGGAAUGAGGAUGCUUUGAAACACCUAAAUGAACUUGAUUGGUCAGAUUUGUCUGAUGAAGUUGGUUCAGCUUUAUUAAAGUGGCUGUACACAGAUGUCGUGGACUUAUCCAGGGGAGAGGCUUUUGCAUUACAAAUGAUGAAGUCCGCUGCUAAUUUCAAACUUCUUGGCCUGGUUGGGAAAUGUGAACAAGCUUUAAUUGCUAGUGUUGGUGUCAGAAACUGUGUAAAGUUUUAUUCUGCUGCUGAUGAGAUUUCUGCAUCAGCUUUAAAAGAACACUGCUCUGGAUUAAUAUCAGCACACUGGGACGAUUUGACAGGUGAGGAUUUCGCUCACAUGUCGUCGGCGCUGCUGUACCGAAUGCUCAAGAAUAAAACCACUCAGCCGCUGCACGGUGCUGUCCGACUGUUGAGAGAGGAUGUUGUGUUCCUUUGCCUGGUCGAGAACCACGCUAAUUUGACGGACAUAGUGAACGCGAUGUCGUCGCGCGGCGAGCUACCCCUGGAGCUGGCUCUGCGCGGGCGCAGCGCGUCCAUAGCGACGACGCUGCUGCAGCACUCGGCGGACCCCGACGCGCGCGGCCCGCGCGGUCGCACGCUGCUCCACCGCGCGAUAGACGCCCGCGACGCCUUCACCGCCAACUUCCUGGUCGAGAACGGAGCUGAUCCCAGCCAUAUCACCAAAGAGGAAGGCGACACGGCGCUGCACCUGAUCGCGGCGCUCACGGCCAGCUCGUGCGACGCCGACACCAUGGACCAGAUGGUGGAGAUCGCGGACGCCAUACUACAGAAGGGCGUCGAUAUUAACCGACAGAAUAGGAAAGGCCUCACCGCCCUCCAUCAAGCAGUCAUAGCGAGAAACAACAAGAUAUUCGAUCUGCUACUGAAACAACCAAAUCUCGACACGAACCUGCGGACUCUGUCGGACGAGCACCCACCUUUGUACUUCGCGCUGGUCGACGACAGACGAGCCUCCAUAUCUUCCAGUGAAACUCUAGUUAUGAACGGCUCAAAUCCUUUCGAUACGCCGAUAACGAAUAAAAAUGCUUUCACGGAGGACCCAGUGGAGGGCAAAGGCGAGACCAUCGUGGAGAGGGGUUUCGCCGCUAGGUUGAUAGAGAAGGGAUGUAACCCGAAUCCUCUGUACUCAACGUGCGGGGACAGUCUCCUGCAUAUACUGGCGCAGGGCUGGUUUGAGGAUUCCGCCGUAUUCCUGGUACCUCAUCUCAGUGGCGAGCUGAACCACACUAACGAGGCUGGCCUCACGGCGCUGCACGCCGCCUGCGCCAACGGCCUGACGCGCCUUACCGCUGCGCUGCUCGACCACGGCGCCAAACCCAACAUACAGACGGCGUACGGCGAACAUGAGGAUACUGUCUAUAGACAAACGCCUUUACACCUGGCCGUGCUACACAACCACGAGGGUGCGGUGCUGGCCGUCAUAGAGCACAAGAAACAUCUGGAACAGAGCGAAUCAUCCAACCCUAACCUCGUACCCAAUCUCAACUUGAAAAACUCGGAGGGAGAUACGCCCACUAGUCUGGCGCUUGCUGAAGGCCACAAGAACCUAAUAGCGCCACUGAUAGAGGGCGGCGCCGACCCCAACAUACGGAACGGCAAGGGUUUCACGCUGCUGCACCAGGCCAUCGUCGACGAGGACUCCCGCACCGCCAUAUACCUGCUCGACCACGGCGCCGACAUGAACGCACUCACGGAGGCGGGCGAGACGGCGCUGCAGUUAGCUAUCCACUGUCGACUGGGCCUGGCGGUGGAGGCGCUGUGCGUGCGCGGCGUCGACAUGGGCCGCCUCGACGCCAACGGCGUGCCCCCGCUGUGGGCGGCGCUAGACUCCGGCCAGGAGGAGGUGGCCAGCAUUUUAGUCCGCAACGGCGCAGAUGCAGAUUGUUGGGGGCCCGGACCAGACGGAUGCGUACAGACUCUAUUGCACAAGGCUAUAGACGAGAACAAAGAGUCGCUAGCGACGUUCUUAAUCCGGUCAGGGUGUGACGUGGAGUGCGUGCGGCGCGCCGGGGCAGACGGUGCGGGCGCGGACGUGUGCGCCGAUAAACACACGCCGCUGCAUCUGUGCUGCACCUGGGGCCUGACAGACGUCAUACAGACAUUACUAGAACACGGAGCCAACAUAAACUCGAAAGAUGCAGAAGGCAAGACACCGCUACACAUUGCAAUAGAGAACCAGCACGCGGGCAUCAUCUCGCUGCUGCUGUCGCAGCCCGGCAUCGACUUAUCCGCGAGAGAUAAUAAGGGCGUGUCUCCAUUUGCGGCCGCCCUCACUGCGAGAAACAACAAGGCGGCCCAAGCCAUACUUGAAAGAAAUCCAUCGGCUGCUGAACAGGUGGACAAAAAGGGCCGCAACUUCCUGCACGUGGCGAUACAGACGAACGACGUGGAGAGUGUGAUGUUCCUGUUGUCUGUGGAGGUGGACGUCAACUCGCGCGUGCAGGACGCGACGCUGGCGCCGCCGCUGCACCUGGCGGCAGCGGGCGGCAACGAGCUGCUGUUGCGCAGCUUGCUGCUCGCCGGCGCGCGGCCCAACGAUAGAGACGCGUAUAAACGCACAGCCCUGCACGUAGCGGCGGGCGGUGGCCACGCGGCGAUCGUGUCGGCGUUACUGAGCAGCGGCGCGGAGUGCGGUGCGGUGGACGCAGCCGGCGACAACGCGCUGCACGUGAGCGCGCGAAACGGACACGCGCAGGCCACGCGCGCGCUGCUUGCUGACUCCGACAUUGACGCCGCUGCAAAUAACCUCAAAGGUCGUAAUCCACUUCACGAGCUGUGUUGGUAUAAAAAGGACAAUUCAGCGACGAUUUGUGAAAUCUUCUUAGAGUUUAUGCCGAACUAUCCUAUUAACAAAACCGAUCUCCAGGGCAACACGCCGCUGCUGCUGGCGUACAUGAACGGUCAGGGCGCGCUGUGCCGCGUGCUGGUGCGCGCCGGCGCGUGCCUCGCGCACGAGAACAAGGACGGCAUCAAUAUAUUCAAUUACCAGGUGGCGACGAAGCAGCUCCUACACCGAUUACUGGACGCUCUGGCGGCGGAGGCGCCGUGGGCGGAGUCCGACCUGUGUCAGGAGUGCGCCACCAAGUUCACGCUCACCAUGCGCAAACAUCACUGUCGACACUGCGGGCGUAUGUUGUGCAACAAAUGCUCCAGUCAAGACAUCCCCAUACUGAAGUUCGGCAUGAACAAGCCGCAGCGGGUGUGCGAGAUAUGUUUCAAUGUGCUACAAGUCGGUGCCAGUUAGUUAAUGUAACGAUUACUCGUAGGUACGGCUUUUGUAAAGUUUUAUACACAGACGCGAUAUCUGAGGACUUGGUUUUGUGACGCCAUGUGAUGUUCUCGUGCACCAGCCAGGUCCAUGGAUAUUCUGUCAGGAUAGUAAUAUUUAUACACUAUACGAAAUGUUUGUUACAAUAUGAUUGUUACAGUCCGACAAUUAUUAUAGUACUGAGCAAUCCACUAUCCACAUGAUAUUAAAAUUAGGGUAGAGUUAAGUUUGCAAUAAACCUUUUAUAUUAUGUGUUUUAUGCAUUCAGCAUUGGCCAUUAGCCUUAUGAUAAAAGUUAAAACUCUUAUGCGUAGAGUACUGUGCUGUUGUAAUAAAUAAGAAAUUUUUGCAUUUUCACAAUCUAAGGAAUUUGUUACAUUUUGUCAGUGCCUAGUUUGCGACACCCCUACACCCACCACAUUUUAGUUGUGCGUUCUAGUGAUUACUAGUAUUAUAUUUUCUUUUAAAAGAUAUCCUAUAUUGUCGCUUGAUACUCUUGAUCUCCUGUAAAAUGUAUUGAAUAGCCACAGAAGUUUUCAAUUGAAAUUUAAACAAUUUUAGGAUAUCUUAAAGGUAUAUAAACCAAAGCAAAAUAGUGCUUUUAUAUUUUAUUUUGACAAUUAAAGCUUUAAAUCCAAUUUUUUAAGUUAAGUAAUAUAUUGAUUGUUAUAAAAUAUAUUAUAAUAUCUACUUUAUUGAAUGAAAAAU